This is a messenger RNA of Oryzias latipes (Japanese medaka), 3108 nucleotides long. Lineage: Eukaryota; Metazoa; Chordata; Actinopteri; Beloniformes; Adrianichthyidae. The record is from RefSeq and is a predicted model, not a curated record.
AUGAUCCGGCUUGAGGAGGCUCGUGGCGUGGCUAGAAGUAGUAGCGCGGUUGGCGAUGGUUUGCGUUUCCACAGGAAUGGAGGGUUUGCUCGAGAUGACUUCCACACAGGUUGGCCCUUCUCCAACACAGUCUGUAAGAUGAGUGGUUUUGUGCAGGGCGUCUCUGUGUCGGCAUCAGUCUUCACCCUGGUGGCCAUCGCUGUCGAAAGGUUUCGUUGCAUAGUUUACCCUCUACAACCCAAGCUGACUCUGCUUGUUGCCAAGGUCGCCAUUGUGUCAAUCUGGGUAUUGGCAGUAGUCAUCCUGUGUCCGGCUGCAGUAGCCCUCACGGUGGAGAAAGUCCCAUUUCAUUACAUGGUGCACAACAACGACUUCAAUCAGACCUUGCCUUUGUACACCUGCUACGAAAACUUUGCCAAUCCACAGAUGAGGAAGAUCUAUACCGCAGUUCUGUUUGCCCACAUCUACCUGCUGCCCCUCGCAGUCAUCACACUGAUGUACAUCAGCAUCGGAGUCAAACUUUGUUCCUCCGUGGUCGCAAACAGGGAGCCGCAACUGGCCAACAUCAGGAGACACGGUCAGCAAAUGGUAUCGCAGAAAAAGAUCAAGGUGGUGAAGAUGCUGGUGGUGGUGACUUUGCUUUUCAUGGUGUCAUGGCUGCCACUCUGGACACUGAUGAUGAUGACAGACUAUGGAGGCUUGGACAGGGACCAACUGGACCUCCUGACAAGUUACAUCUUUCCUUUCGCACACUGGCUGGCUUUUUCCAACUCCAGCGUGAACCCCAUUGUCUACGGUUACUACAACAAAAACUUUAAGAGAGGUUUCCAGUCAGUUUGUAAGUCCAGGCCUUUCUGUUGCAACUUACAACUGAAGAGAAGGAUGGCCAGGUGGGGCAGGAAAGGGCAGUCUCAGCAAGCACCUUUUGGUGGCAGUGAUUCAAGAGAUGGCACAAACAACCACAACAACUUUGUGCUGGGACUUCGAAACCGCGUGCACAAUGACAACAAGUUGAACGACAUGCCAGAGGGGAACAGGGGCAUGAAAAUGGGGUGUGUGAUGGUCCACUCGGGUGGAAAUUCUUCAGAUCAAGGGUUAGAACUGGUACCCAUACAUAAGAAGAGCAGCACCGCAGAGGGCUCGGAAAAAGUCACCUCAAUGGCAGUUUCAGUUUAUCAGGCAUGGGAUGACUGAGCAUCAACACAGCCGAGAAAACAAAAGACACUAAACAAAGCCAUCAAGAAUUUGAAGGAAGCAACAGUUAUCUGUACUUCUGGGAGCAUCUCAUCUUCAACACAUGAUGACAUCACUGAAGCACAGUGAUGUCUAUUGAUGACGAAAUGGUCUAGAGUAGUAAUUAUUCUCAACAAUAUCCUAUUAGGGAAGGUUUUAUACAGAUCUUUAACACCAACCUUUAAACAGAGACAAUCAAGUAGAUUGUCAUUUUUCCAGUUUGGUUCAAAUGUAUGUUUUAGCUGUGCCUGUUGUUACCAUUUGAAUGUUCCUACAGGCAAAUCGAUAACAUCGAGCUUUCAUGUCGUCAGAGCCACAGACAGAAACAAGAACUCUGUUCUAAUGACGGACAGUAUUUUCAUCAUUCAUUCAUUCAUUUUCAUUGAACGUGCUAAAAUUGUACAGUCAAAGAAGAACAACCAGAAAACAGAUUCAGCAAAGAGGCAGUUAUUGUGCUCAAGGUAUUUAAUGCUCCACCAAGGCCACUGGUUUACAUAAUACAUGAUAGACAGUUUGUCUUGUUGAUUAAAUCAUGUUUAAAUAACAGUUUUAGGGGAAAAAAAUAGUUGGUGUAAAUAAGUUUAACAUCUGACUUUUAGUUAAAUAUUAUUUAAGGUGGUGUCAAAAACAAACAGUAUCGUCAAUAGUAAUUCAUAUAAGGUAAAAUAAAGAUUUCAAUUCUGGAUUUAAGGCACUGAAAACUACAUCAAUUUCUUGAAUUCAUCACAUAAUCCUGAUUUUAACAACAACAUUCUAAUGAACUAAUGGAUCAAUAUAAUCUUUCAUUAAUGUGUUUAAUCAUACCUGCAUUGCCUUUGUUUCCCAUCCUUAAGGCUUACCCAUAGCUCUUCUGUGCUAAAUAUAGUCUUAAAGUUAUUUUAGCAGCCAAAUUCUCAUCUUUUUUUUCUAAAAUAUAUUGAACAGCUCAGUGCGUAAGGGCCAGCAUUUACACAGCAAGACAGACUAAAUUAGUUCUAAACAGGUAAGUUAAUAACUUUAGAGUGCAUCUUAUUCGGAGUACUCAAAGAACAGAUGCAGACAAUGUAAGCUAUCCUGAAGUCCAUGACGAAAUGUGCCUUAAUGAGCAAAAAUCUACCUCCACAAAAAAAAUCUUUAAUAUUAUUAUUAUCUUUUAUUGACAUUAAAUACAGAUAUUUACAAAAGCACAAUGCUCUCAAAAACAAACCCCAAUUAAAGAUUCUUACACCUCUCUAGGACUUUAUAUAAAACUGUUUUUCAUCUGUCUUUAUCCAUUAUUUAAGCAUGAAGUUUAUUUUUCUUUAAUGAGACUGGCGUGAGCUUUGCGAAGAAUUUAGCAAUACGAAAGGUUUAAUAAGCGGCCCAAAAAUCUGCAGAAAAGAAGCUUGAAAAACCAGAUGGUAUUUGCACCUUGGUGACAUGUUAAUAUUUAAAAAAAAUAAUAAUCUGAAGUAGUUGUUUAAAGCAGAUACACUUUUUUCAUUAUCUCUGCAGAGUCCAAGAAGUGAGGCUUUUCUUUAAAAAAUGUUUCUCAUGAGGGUUUGUCUGUGUGGGAAAAAAAAGGACUGAAACUGUACAAAUCACCAGUGCUACAAGAUCUGAUUUUUAAAAACCUGAGCUGAUUACUGCUCAAGAAAACCUUGAAAUAAAAGUGAUCUUUAAAAAAAAAGGAAAAAGAUUCAAAUAAACAAAUCCACGACCGAUGUGUUUUGAGAGUUGAUUAAUUACUGGUGCAUGUGGGUGCUUACAUGCAUCGGCAACUGAAUAAAUUGCAGGUAGAAAUGAUUAUAAUUUGAUUAUGGUCUUCAGCAUGCUUAAUUGAUCAAGGGCAUUAAACAGCAGGCAAAAAUAGGAUUAUACUUUUGUUUGCAAUAAGCACAGCAAAGCUGCGUGGUA